GCGAACACAGGAAAAUUCGAACACGUUACCCGUGUUAUCCAACAGUCGCGAUACCAGACGAAAUGGCAGCCAUGGCUGUUCUGCAGUGCGCCAUGACCUCUCUUUCUCUCUCUUCUUCCGCAUUUCUCGGCCAACGCCUCUCGCCCCCUCUCUCUUCCCAUCUGGUGAAUUUUGCUGAUAAGCCAUGCUUGAUAAUGAAGCUUAAGAGAUGGGAGCGGAAGGAAUGCAAACCAAAUAGUCUUCCUGUAUUGCAUAAGUUGCAUGUGAAGGUGGGGGACACAGUCAAAUUGAUUUCUGGGAAAGAGAAAGGAAAAAUUGGAGAAAUAACUAGAUUAUUCAGGCAUAACAGCACUGUAAUUGUGAAGGAUAUCAAUCUUAAAACAAAGCACAUGAAGAGCAGAGAACAGGGAGAACCUGGGCAGAUUGUCAAGGUUGAAGCACCUAUUCAUAGUUCAAAUGUGAUGUUGUAUUCAAAAGAGCAGAAAGUGGCAAGCAGAGUGGGGCAUAAAAUCCUCGAAGAUGGUACCAGGGUUCGUUAUCUCUUGAAAACUGGCGAAGUCAUAGAUAGUGCCGAGAAUUGGAAGAAGGUGAUAAAAGACAGAAAUAAUGAUAAAAAAUCUGAUUAAUGUCACUUAUUUGUGUUUUUGUCUUGUUGACAUAGUGUCAUCAAUUUUUGUAACUUCUUGCCUAUGUAACAAAAUAUGUUUUGGGCUGAUUUCUUUAAUUCAGUGGUGCAAAUGAAAUUUCUCACUGUUCUUCUUGUGUACUACUGUUGUGUAAUCCUACUACUGUUCCUUUGUUGUAAGAAGCAUGUUUUGCCAGUGAAA
Amborella trichopoda is the source of this 827-nucleotide messenger RNA. RefSeq names its product Translation protein SH3-like family protein (gene RPL24). Lineage: Eukaryota; Viridiplantae; Streptophyta; Magnoliopsida; Amborellales; Amborellaceae. Gene Ontology annotation, biological process: translation. The record is from RefSeq and is a predicted model, not a curated record. Gene Ontology annotation, molecular function: structural constituent of ribosome; RNA binding. Gene Ontology annotation, cellular component: ribosome.